GCGGGAUCACGUGAUCCCCUUCAAAGAUGGCCGCCCUGUUGUUUUGAUGAAUAAUACUUGGUGGGGAGAGGGGUAAGAGUAGGGGUGGAGGGGUAGGAGGAUUUACGCGUCCAACGAGAGCCUCGCGAGUCCAUCCUCCCCCUCCCCCCGGGCCGGGUUCCAGCGUGGAGGAGGGGCGUGUCCGGCCUGCUUUUAGAGGGGAGGGACUUCUCUAUACAGCGCAGGGCUCCGCCAAGGCGGCUUUGGGGGGUCUCCUUGCUUCGGGGCAUCCACUGUGCGGUGGAGUCGUUCCCGCCACAGGCCGAGGGUAGGAAGGAGCAAGCAGGAUUCGCUGGAGAAGACGCAGCUGCUCUGCCGCCACACGCAGGUUGUGGGCGCGAACGGAGCUGGAGACUGCGCCGACCCUCAGAGUAACCUGGGGGGCGAGGGCAGUGAGUGGCGCCUUCAGUUCACCCUGUCGCAGCGGCGGCCAGAGGCGGCUGCUGGGGGCGCGGGCAGCUGGGGGACUCUCUGAGGCGACGGGAGCGACCCAGUCAAGGCAGUUCAGUGCCUCGUGUUCUUAUUUUGUAACCUCUGACUAUGCAAUUCUGAAACCUCCCCCAUUCGGGGGACCAGACAGCCUGCUAGACACCUUCCCCUCGCCUUGCUCCCGCCCUGGUCUCGAGAACAGAAGGACCUCUCCUAACGCCUGUCACCAUUAAGAGGAAGGCGAUGGAGGAGCUGAGCGCUGAUGAGGGUCUCAUUAUGUAGUUAGGCUGGCCUUGAACUCACAGUGAUCCUCCUGCCUCAGCCUCCUGGGAUUACAAGCCUGCACCACCACGCCAGGCUGCUGAUGCCUUGUUUACGGAAGCCCUUGAGCAGGGGAGAAAGGGAACUGAGCUAAGAUGUGACAUGAGGAGAGGCCAGCGGAUCUGUGUCCCCUGGAGCCAGUUCCUGGUCAGAUUCGCCGGAGGCGCCUGGCACGACUUGCGGGUGGACAGACCUCCCAGCCCACCACCCCGCUCACCUCACCCCAGAGGGAGAACCCUCCGGGGGCCCCGAUUGCAGCAUCAGCCCCGGGCCCUUCCCACAGUCUCGGCCUCAACGUCCACAACAUGACCCCAGCUACCUCCCCAAUAGGCGCCGCAGGAGUCGCCCACCAGAGCCAGAGCAGUGAGGGUGUCAGCUCUUUGAGCAGCUCACCUUCCAACAGCCUGGAGACACAGUCUCAGUCCCUGUCACGCUCCCAGAGCAUGGAUAUUGAUGGUGUCUCCUGUGAGAAAAGCAUGUCACAGGUGGAUGUGGAUUCAGGGAUCGAAAACAUGGAGGUUGACGAAAACGACCGACGAGAGAAGAGGAGCCUUGGUGACAAGGAGCCUGCCCCAGGCCCAGAAGUGUCUGAAGAGCAGGCCUUGCAGCUGGUCUGUAAGAUCUUCCGUGUUUCCUGGAAGGACCGGGACAGAGACGUCAUCUUCCUGUCUUCUCUCUCUGCGCAGUUCAAGCAGAACCCAAAAGAAGUGUUCUCUGAUUUUAAGGACUUGAUUGGCCAGAUCUUAAUGGAAGUGCUCAUGAUGUCCACUCAGACCCGAGACGAAAACCCAUUCGCCAGUCUCACCGCCACGUCCCAGCCCAUCACCGCGGCAGCUCGGUCUCCGGACCGAAAUCUCACGCUGAAUACCGGCUCCAACCCAGGGACCAGCCCCAUGUUCUGCAGCUUGGGCUCCUUCGGUGCCAGCUCUCUGUCUAGCCUCUAUGACACUAGCCCAGCCCCUGCUGCUGGUCCCUGGAGCUCGGAGUCGGGGGCAAGUCCGUCCUCCGCCUCCCCCUCCCGUGCAUCCCUCAGCCCUCUCGGGGCGGCUUCUGGAUCUGCAGCAGGAAGCCAGCCCUCGGCCCUGUCCCUGUCUCUGUGCCCCCGAUACCGGCCCUACACUGUCACACACCCGGGGGCGCCUCCGCCCUGUGCCACCCAGCGAGCCUCAGGUGUCCCCAUCCCGCCCGGCUCCCCCAGCCUCCCUGCCCUUGUGGGGAGCCCCUCAGCUGGCAACUCGAGACCGAGGCCCCUGAGCGGGGGCCCAGCUGUCCCGCCUGCCUCACCCAGUGUCGCCAGCAGACGCCCCUCCUCCCUGCGGAUGUCUCCUAGUUUGGGAGCCUCCGGCGGUGGAGCAAGUAGCUGGGAUUCCUAUAGCGACCAUUUCACCAUUGAAACCUGCAAGGAGACAGACAUGCUGAACUACCUCAUUGAGUGUUUUGACCGAGUUGGAAUAGAGGAAAAAAAAGCACCAAAGAUGUGCAGCCAGCCAGCAGCCAGCCAGCUUCUGAGCAACAUCCGCUCACAGUGCAUCUCCCACACCGCGCUCGUGCUGCAGGGCUCGCUGACACAGCCGAGGUCCAUGCAGCAGCCGUCCUUCCUCGUGCCGUACAUGCUGUGCAGGAAUCUCCCUUACGGCUUCAUCCAGGAGCUGGUGAGGACGACUCACCAGGACGAGGAUGUCUUCAGACAGAUCUUUAUCCCCGUUUUGCAAGGCCUGGCUCUUGCUGCCAAAGAAUGCUCCCUCGAUAGUGACUACUUUAAAUACCCCCUCAUGGCAUUAGGUGAACUCUGUGAAACCAAGUUUGGGAAGACACACCCUGUGUGCAAUCUGGUUGCCUCUCUGCCCUUGUGGCUGCCGAAACCCUUAAGCCCCGGCUCCGGGAGGGAGCUGCAGAGACUCUCUUACUUGGGAGCCUUCUUCAGCUUCUCGGUCUUUGCUGAAGACGACAUUAAAGUGGUCGAAAAAUACUUCUCGGGGCCUGCCAUUACCCUGGAGAACACUCGAGUGGUCAGCCAGUCCCUGCAGCACUACUUGGAGCUGGGAAGGCAAGAGCUCUUCAAGAUUCUGCAUAGUAUUUUGUUAAAUGGGGAGACCCGGGAGGCGGCCCUUGGUUACAUGGCAGCUGUCGUCAAUGCCAACAUGAAGAAGGCGCAGAUGCAGACAGACGAUCGACUAGUAUCUACAGAUGGAUUUAUGCUGAAUUUCCUCUGGGUACUGCAGCAGCUGAGUACCAAGAUCAAGUUAGAGACAGUUGACCCCACGUAUAUAUUCCACCCGCGCUGCCGGAUUACACUGCCCAACGAUGAGACGCGCGUGAACGCGACGAUGGAGGACGUGAACGAGUGGCUGGCCGAGCUCUAUGGAGAUCAGCCUCCAUUCUCGGAGCCCAAGUUCCCCACCGAGUGCUUCUUCCUCACGCUGCAAGCGCACCACCUCUCCAUCCUGCCCAGCUGCCGCCGCUACAUCCGCAGGCUCCGCGCCAUCCGGGAGCUCAACAGAACUGUGGAAGAUCUGAAAAAUAAUGAAAGCCAGUGGAAAGAUUCCCCCCUGGCAACUAGACACCGCGAGAUGCUGAAGCGCUGUAAAACUCAGCUUAAGAAACUGGUACGGUGCAAGGCCUGUGCUGACGCUGGCUUACUUGACGAGAGCUUCCUGAGAAGAUGUCUGAAUUUUUAUGGCCUUCUCAUUCAGCUGCUGCUCCGCAUCCUGGACCCUGCAUAUCCCGACAUAACACUGCCUUUAAGUUCAGAUGUCCCCAAGGUAUUUGCAGCAUUGCCGGAGUUUUAUGUAGAAGAUGUUGCUGAAUUUUUAUUUUUUAUUGUACAAUACUCGCCUCAGGUGCUCUAUGAGCCCUGUACUCAGGAUAUCGUGAUGUUCCUUGUCGUGAUGCUGUGCAACCAGAAUUACAUCCGGAAUCCGUACCUAGUGGCCAAACUCGUAGAAGUCAUGUUCAUGACCAACCCUGCUGUUCAGCCUCGAACCCAGAAGUUUUUCGAAAUGAUUGAGAACCACCCACUCUCCACCAAAUUGCUGGUACCUUCCCUGAUGAAGUUCUACACAGAUGUUGAGCAUACUGGAGCCACCAGCGAGUUCUAUGACAAGUUUACCAUUCGCUAUCACAUCAGCACCAUCUUUAAAAGCCUUUGGCAAAAUAUAGCUCACCAUGGCACUUUCAUGGAGGAGUUCAAUUCUGGGAAGCAGUUUGUUCGCUAUAUAAACAUGUUGAUAAACGACACAACAUUCUUGCUCGACGAAAGUCUGGAGUCGCUGAAGCGGAUCCACGAGGUGCAAGAAGAGAUGAAGAACAAAGAACAGUGGGACCAGCUGCCGAGGGAUCAGCAGCAGGCCCGGCAGUCUCAGCUGGCUCAGGACGAGCGCGUCUCCCGCUCCUACCUCGCCCUGGCGACAGAAACCGUGGACAUGUUCCACAUCCUCACCAAGCAGGUCCAGAAGCCGUUCCUCAGACCGGAACUCGGACCCCGAUUGGCUGCCAUGCUGAACUUCAAUCUUCAGCAGCUCUGCGGCCCCAAGUGCCGUGACCUGAAAGUUGAAAACCCUGAGAAGUAUGGCUUUGAACCAAAGAAGCUAUUGGACCAGCUGACGGAUAUUUACCUGCAGCUGGACUGUGCUCGCUUUGCUAAAGCCAUCGCCGACGACCAGAGAUCCUACAGCAAGGAACUGUUUGAAGAAGUCAUUUCAAAGAUGCGGAAGGCAGGGAUCAAGUCCACCAUAGCAAUAGAGAAGUUUAAACUCCUCGCUGAGAAAGUCGAGGAGAUCGUGGCCAAGAACGCACGCGCAGAAAUCGACUACAGCGAUGCCCCGGAUGAGUUCAGAGACCCCCUGAUGGACACCCUGAUGACCGACCCUGUGCGCCUGCCCUCCGGCACCAUCAUGGACCGCUCCAUCAUCCUCCGGCACCUGCUGAACUCGCCAACUGACCCGUUCAACCGGCAGACGCUGACCGAGAGCAUGCUGGAGCCAGUGCCAGAACUAAAAGAACAGAUCCAGGCGUGGAUGCGAGAGAAACAGAACAGCGAUCAUUAACUGUCCCCUUCGCCACCCUCUGCUGGAAGCAGCCGAGGCCAGCGGGGCAGGCAGGAGCAGCCCCUGGGCUGAAACCGCUGCUGUGUUGGGGCCAGCCGUGCCCCAGUCCCCGCGAACCCACCCUGAGCGACCAGACUGCAGAGAUCGGCAGGGCCCUGGAUGGGAAGAGAAGCCCAAUCCCUGUACAUAUAUUUAGGUGACACAUAGCCAGGAGCCUGAAGGACGAGCCUGAUGAAUGCUUGCGUGAUGACGCGCGUCCUUCACGUGUCACAGUCGGGGCUUUUGCGAUGGAAGCAUUGAGUGAUGACAAAUGGGUCCGGGCCGCAACCCCUUCAUCUUUUGUUUUUGUUUUUGUUUUGUUGGUUUUUUUUAAUCCAAUAUCCGUUGAUUUGAUUGUGAUUAGAGAACUUGGACAUUUUGCUGCUAAAGAAUCUUCCCCCUCCUCCCCUUCCUGACCCUACUUGCACUGCUGUGGAUUUUUUUUAAAGACGCAAAAACAAAAACAAGCUCCUUUCCCCAGCCCUCCAAACAUAUACUCUGUGAGAUAACUGUGCCUGCAACAAAGUGUUAAUCCUGGAAUCGUAUUUUUAUAUCAUAUUCACAUAUUUGCUUUUUUAAUUGGUGUUAGAUGACAUGAUUAAUAAAAAAGGCAAGAUAUUUUCAGAAUUCGAAUUUCAGGGUUUUUUUUUCCUUUUGAAAUGUCCCUUUUAAAUUUUUUUAUGACAAACCAAAUGAAGAGAACCCUGUUGCUCCGGUCCUUAGAACAGGCCCCGUUAGGAAUCGAAGGAGCCGUUAAGCAGCCCGAGCGGCUUGCGCAGUACUGGAUGUCAGGGUUUUUGAAGGGGGAUGAGGGUUGGUUUCUUUUUCUCUUUUCUUUUUUUUUUUAAAAAUACUGUGUCAGCCCAAACCUCACCCUUAUCCUACGAGGGCAGAUGAAUUCUCAGCCCUCGCGUCAGGGGUCGGAGGCAGGGCUCAUCUGUACAGAGUGUUCUUUGGGGUCCGGCCUUACCAAAGCAAAACAGAGUGUAAGGAACGUGGACGUGUGUCUGCUGCUUUCAACACACAGACAAACACGCACUUGCGCACACGCACACACACACACACACACACACAUUUUGUAUUACUGCUCCCUACGUGACAUACUGGAAUUCUUCAGUUUCCUUUGGAGUAAAAAAGCGUUUGAAACCAUGAACUCUUUGGAGGAAAUUAAGCCUAAAAAACAUUUUCUUUUUUCUUCCCCCCCUCCCCACAAUGUCCUCUGUUGAAUUCCUAAUUCAAAUGACAAUAAACGGUGAUACACAGCAAGAAGGAA
This is a messenger RNA of Heterocephalus glaber (naked mole-rat), 6147 nucleotides long. The record is from RefSeq and is a predicted model, not a curated record. Lineage: Eukaryota; Metazoa; Chordata; Mammalia; Rodentia; Bathyergidae.